This is a messenger RNA of Penicillium argentinense, 786 nucleotides long. RefSeq lists its product as uncharacterized. The record is from RefSeq and is a predicted model, not a curated record. Lineage: Eukaryota; Fungi; Ascomycota; Eurotiomycetes; Eurotiales; Aspergillaceae. Bases 1 to 786 code for a protein of 261 amino acids. The transcript is spliced from 2 exons.
AUGUCCGUCACUGGUAGUCGCUUCUCCGCGUCCGGUGUUACCGCGAAAGAUCAAAUCGGGAUGGGCGAUAUCGCAUACCAUGAUCUCUUAACGGUGGUGCAGGUACGCGUGUGUCUACUGGAGACGACCGCGACUGAGCUCGUACAUGAACUAGCUGGACAACACGCGACAGAGUUAGCAAGCUUGUCGAAGUAUAGAAACGGUGCAGACAAUGAAUUUCAACCGUGCGACAGGCACAACAAUGAUUCACGACAAUUAACGCCGGACUUUGUCGAGAUUGGUGUCCAGAACAGUGGCACGGCAAGUUUCGGGGAGGAGGUCGAGGCGACACGGAAGCAGUGGAGAAGGAGAUGGAGUAAACUCGCGCAAACUUACAAAGGAACGCGUCGUAGGAACAGGUACAACCCGGGAUAUUUGGUGGCAGGCGGGGAUGGGGACGAAGGUGGACGAGCGGUCGAUCAACCGCGCUCUCGGCCGCGGGCGGUGAUUGGCGGAGAGGAGGAGCAGACGGGAGCCGUCGGUUUCCACUUUUUCCUUUUCGACUUUGCGAACUUCCUGCCCUCCGCCGCUGCUGCCUUUCCCCCUGGCCUGGCCUUCCACCACCGCCCCCAACCACCCGCGUAUUUCCCCUCGUUCGAAUCGCAGCGAUCAGGAGAAUUUUCUGGAUCUGUUCGUGGAAUUUUCAUUGCACUCAUAUCGCGACCGAGUGCGACAAUCAUAUACUUCCAUGGAGUGCUUUCUCGAAACCUAGUCUGGAUUUCCACAAUCGACCACACGGAGACUUAA